Molecule: messenger RNA, 701 nt
Organism: Zea mays
Lineage: Eukaryota; Viridiplantae; Streptophyta; Magnoliopsida; Poales; Poaceae
Exons: 1
Coding region: 55-345 (96 amino acids)
Source: RefSeq, marked validated
AUCGUCUUCCCGUCUCCCAAUCCCAGCUGCGCGCGCCCGUGGACUUGUCCUGCCAUGGAAGGCCUCAUCCCGUUCAUCUACAGGGCCGUCGUGCGGUACAGGAAGGAGGAAGGGCGGGUCUCCCUCGGCGACCUCUUCUUCGACGAGCCCUCCUCGCCGACGUCCUACUUCCGUCUCCCGGGCGGCGCCGACUCCGCCCGGUACCAGCAGGUGACGUCGAGCGACCUGUUGACAUCCCAGACGACUACGUCGACGGCCAGCUCCGGUGCAGCCGGCGUGGCGCGACGACGCUCUCCGAUGAGGUGCCCGUCGCACCGCCGGCGCCCGGUCUCCCCGGACCCGUGACUCGAUCGUGAAGUGAAGCUAGCCGCCCGUGAGGCAAAAAAAGAAAAGCAAGCGAAGGUUUGUUUGCUCAUGGCCUCACGUAGCAGAUGGAGCGUGUGGUAUACGUAGUAUGAGGAUGAUGCUGAGUAAUUGUGAAUAUUAGCCUCUAAGUAGCUGCGUGUAAGUGUACAUAAAUUCUUCAUCUUUUUUUACUGUGGUCAUCUGUAAUGUAAUGUAAUGGAUGGAUGGGUGCAGGAGGUACUCCAAAAGGAGAGGCUUUGUGCCUUGGAGUGAAAACUGUGUGUAAUUCGUUGGAAUAAAUAUGCCAGGCAAACGAUGAAACGCAUGGAUUUUAAUUCAGAAAUCCAUGCUUUUUU